AUUUCUGAGGAAAGUGCCACUGUGCAGGUGGACUAGGUAAGUGCCAUUGUGCAGGUGGGCUAGGGAAGUGCCAUUGGGCUAAUUGUGCAGGCGGGCUAGCUAAGUGCCAUUAUGCAGGUGGGCUAGGGAAGUGCCAUUGUUCAGGCAGGCUAGCUAAGUGCCAUUGGGCUAAUUGUGCAGGUGGUCUAGAUUAUGAAUGCAGCAGAGUAAACUGUCAUAUAAUGAGCCCAGUGAUUCAUUGGUUACAAUGUGCUGGAUCUACUUGACCAGACACAAGUACAGGACAGAAGCUGAUCAUCAUUUUUUUCUGCUAUGAAAAAGGUUGGUGGACAAAUGUUUUGUAUGACAGACCUUUCUUUCUACAUAAAAUAUCUUAUUACAUUAUUAUGUAUAGCACAACUGUUUCUUAUUAUAAAUGUUGCGCUUUUGCAGCAUCACAAGUUACAUGACAUCUGUGGGACUGUUUACUCCAAUGAACAAGAAACUCAUUACCCACAGUAUCAGUUUGUGAGUAAUGUAGAACCUGUGCAAAGGUAAGACGUAGAAUACUUGUUCGGCCCAACCCUCAUGCUGUUGUAAACUGACUCAGUAACCCCUCCCUCCUCACAAUAAGGCUCACAGUUAUCCUGGAUGUGUUCAGUCACAUUUCUGUUCAGGUGUCUACUGCAUUAGCAACAGUGUCAAACCUCAUAUGUCCCCUAGACUCCUACCCGUAUGAGGCCCCUCUUGAAUGGGCCCUCCAGAUCAUGUACCUGCCUUCGACCGUACUCUUCCUCUGCCUUAUCCAUGUGACUGAAACUCCGCCAGUUAUAGAUAACAAAGUGGGUGUUAAGGGGCGCAGCAUUUCUUUUGCAAUCAAACCAAAUCAACCUGACUGUCCUCCAGAUGAAAUCACCAUUAGGUGGAAAAGCAGAAACAAUUUGGAGGAAAUCGAAGUUGGAUCAUGUAAAAAAGAUCAAGUGUGCGAGACCUCCUCUUCUUUCCAAAACCGCAUUGAAUACAUAAGGGAAUCCAACAUCACAAUCUCGGACUUGAGGAUGGAGGAUAGUGGAUUGUACACCCUGUCUUAUUUAUUUACUUGCACAGAAAGAAAAGAGGAAUCAUUGCAUAAUCUUAUUGUAUAUGAGUCUGUUCCUAUACCAUACAUAAAGGAUGAAAAGAACUGCAGUUCCAUUGGCCAGUACAAUAUCACUCUCAGCUGUUUAGUCCUAGGAAUCUUCUUGGUGUCAUUCCAUUGGCAGAAGGGGAAUAGUAAGACUGGGUACCAGCACUGUGGAAAUGAAAGCACAAUCCAGGUGGCACAGCAGUGCGAAUUGUCUUUGGAUGAGGAGUAUGUCUGCACUUUGUAUAACUUAGAAGAUUAGAAAAACACCUCCUUUCCCUUAAAGGACAUGUGCACAGGUGAUACAGAAAAAAGAAUUCAGACAACCAUUUGAAAAACCACCAAAGAAAGCAAAAGAAGCCUAUUUACAAAUGAAACCUAUUGAUGAGCAAAGACAUAACUAACCAAACUCCUACAAAGGAGAACAACACAAAUUGUCCUUUCUUGGAUCCAACAUAGCAACAUAGUAAGUUAGGUUGAGAAAAGACACACGUCCAUCAAGUAAAAAAAAAAAAAAAAACAUUUGA
Messenger RNA from Xenopus laevis (African clawed frog), 1629 nucleotides. Its product is annotated as SLAM family member 5. The coding region runs from base 747 to 1364 and encodes 205 amino acids. NCBI's taxonomy places the organism in Eukaryota, Metazoa, Chordata, Amphibia, Anura, Pipidae. The record is from RefSeq and is a predicted model, not a curated record. The transcript has 4 exons.